GUGACCAAUAGAAAGAGAAGAAGAUCCAAGAAAGCUGAGGGCAGGAAGCAAACACAGUGCUUAGCAGCCAAAGGCUAUUUAAACUGCUAUUUAAAGUGAUUUCAAACAGGCUUCAGAUAGCUCCAGAAGCUUGACUAACAAGGAAAACAAUGACUCUGAAAGUCUAUCCAAAACUUUUACUGUUAUUCUUGUUCAAUUCUGUGUGGACUCGAACUGUGAGGCAAGUUUAUGAUGAUCUGGAUCCAGAGCAUUGGUCUCACUACACUUUUGAGUGUCCAAAGGAGUGCUUUUGUCCUCCUAGUUUCCCAAAUGCCUUAUACUGUGAUAACAAAGGACUUAAAGAAAUACCUGCAAUCCCAGCAAGAAUUUGGUACCUUUAUCUUCAAAACAACUUUAUUGAAACAAUUUCAGAGAAGCCUUUUGUGAAUGCCUCUCAUCUGAGAUGGAUAAAUCUGAACAAGAAUAAGAUCACCAACAAUGGGAUUGAAAGUGGUGUGCUCAGCAAGCUUAAAAGGCUGCUUUACUUAUUCCUCGAAGACAAUGAGCUGGAAGAGGUGCCUGCACCAUUACCAGGGGGCUUGGAACAACUAAGACUGGCUAGAAACAAGAUCUCCAGAAUCCCAGAGGGAGUCUUCAGCAACUUGGAAAACCUUACUAUGCUAGAUCUGCACCACAACAGUUUGUUGGACAGCGCUCUUCAAAGUGACACCUUCCAAGGACUCAACAAUCUUAUGCAACUCAACAUAGCAAAAAAUUCACUCAAAAAAAUGCCUUUAAGMAUUCCAGCUAAUACACUGCAGCUGUUUUUAGACAACAACUCCAUUGAAGUGAUACCAGAGAACUAUUUCAGUACUAUACCCAAAGUGACUUUUCUAAGGCUGAACUACAAUAAAUUAUCUGAUGAUGGUAUUCCUCCAAAUGGCUUUAAUGUUUCAUCUAUUCUAGACCUACAGCUCUCUCACAACCAGCUCACUAAAAUUCCACCUAUUAAUGCUCAUCUUGAGCACCUUCACCUUGACCACAACAGAAUCAAAAGUGUCAAUGGUACUCAGAUAUGCCCUGUCUCAAUUGCCGUAGCAGAAGACUAUGGUUUUUAUGGUAACAUYCCCCGCCUCCGCUAUCUUCGCCUGGAUGGAAAUGAAAUUAAGCCUCCAAUCCCACUGGACAUCAUGAUAUGUUUCCAACUACUUCAAGCGGUUGUCAUAUAA
Molecule: messenger RNA, 1208 nt
Organism: Nothoprocta perdicaria
Lineage: Eukaryota; Metazoa; Chordata; Aves; Tinamiformes; Tinamidae
Gene: KERA
Product: keratocan
Exons: 4
Coding region: 150-1208 (352 amino acids)
Molecular function (GO): protein binding
Source: RefSeq, a predicted model, not a curated record